UAUUUCAUAAACUUCUUUACAUCAUCAUAUAUCAUUCAUAUAUUUUUCUCUUUAGAAACAACAAUGUCUUACGUCCAGGCUUUUGAAGAAAUCGACAAAAACAAAGAUGGUAAAAUUUCAUGGGAUGAGUUCGCUCAAUGGAUCCGUGCUUUCUCUCCUUCGAUGACGUCUGAAGAAAUCGAUGAGAUGUUCACAGAGCUUGAUGUUGAUGGUGACCGUCAUAUAGAUAUUGUAGAAUUUGCCAAGUGCUAUGCGGUUAGCGAAAAAGAAGAAGACGACGAGGCUGUUCUGAAAGAAGCUUUUGAGCUGUUUGAUACGAAUGGUGAUGGUAAGAUUUCAGCGAGUGAAAUUCAUGUUGUGUUGAAACGUCUUGGAAAUAAUAAGUCAAUGGAGGAAUGUGCUCGCAUGGUUCGUGGCGUUGAUGCGGACGAAGAUGGUUAUGUUAGCUUUGAAGAGUUCAAGACUAUGAUGAGUUCUAACAACAAAGCGUUACUAUAAUUUUAUCCUAGAUUUUCUUUAGCUAUGCUUAUCUUUUCUGUUUAUUAAUUUGGGUUUUUAAGCAAUAACAUCGUCGUGGUCGUGCGUAUGAAUAAUUUUGUCUAGAUUUGAGUCAAUCUCUAAAAGGGUUCUCAAAUAUUUAAUCUUAUUUCAAAUAAAAUUAUAUUCCAGAUACUUCUAUAAA
This is a messenger RNA of Raphanus sativus (radish), 682 nucleotides long. RefSeq names its product probable calcium-binding protein CML32. NCBI's taxonomy places the organism in Eukaryota, Viridiplantae, Streptophyta, Magnoliopsida, Brassicales, Brassicaceae. The record is from RefSeq and is a predicted model, not a curated record. The coding region runs from base 64 to 498 and encodes 144 amino acids. The transcript has a single exon. Gene Ontology annotation, molecular function: calcium ion binding.